This is a messenger RNA of Ambispora leptoticha, 688 nucleotides long. Lineage: Eukaryota; Fungi; Glomeromycota; Glomeromycetes; Archaeosporales; Ambisporaceae. The record is from the annotation of a GenBank genome assembly.
AGUUGCCAUUGAUCAGUUGAAGGCAUACUACAAGGGCAUGUCUGAUGUCAGAGAUCAACUUGGAAAGAAUUUGCCUAUUCCUGAAAGUCAAUACCCUUAUAAGCACUAUUACCAUAAUGGUAACACUAAUGACCAACUUGUUCAUUUCAAGUAUAUGUCUCAAAUCUCAGAUAGGCUAGUUUUCAUUGCUGAAACAGAAUCUCGAGAGAUCAUAAUUGUCAAAUUUAGUCGAACUUAUUCAAAAGAAGCACAUGAGCUUUGUGCCUCUAAAGGCUUUGCACCUGUAUUACGAGCUUAUGAGGAUGUUUGUGGUGGCUGGCACAUGGUAAUAAUGGACUACAAGAAACCGGAAGAAUAUAUACCAUAUCAUCUGCGAUCAGACAAGCAGUACAGCUUUCCAGAGCCCGUCAUUCUACAAGAAAGAUUUACAGAGAUUGUUCAAACCCUUCAUGCAGAAGACUAUGUUCAUGGAGACAUUCGUGAUUCGAAUUUUCUUGUUAAGAGUGAUGGAACAGGUGCUAUGCUAUUGGAUUUCGAUUGGGCAGGGAAGGAAGGUAUUGUUCACUACCCUAUAGACAUUAACUGCUUGACUGUGGAACGGCCUCCUGAAGUGAAAAGUGGAGUACAUAUCAAAAAGCAGCAUGAUUUGGACAUGCUUAACAUAAUGUUUAGAAGAUCAAAUUUAUAA